AAACACUUCCGACAGUUUUUAGCAGCACUUGAACGUAACAGCUUUCGCGCCAAGCUCCAAGAGCUAAGUCUGUCCUGAGUGUAUGCUAACACCUCCAGCUGUGGUAGAAAUCGCUACAAAAGGCAGAAAUAGUUGCUCCGUGACCAUACAGCUAAAUCAACAAAACGUCCAUGUCUAUUAAUGUAUUUUUAAAAGGAGAGGUGCCAUGUUUCGGUAUAAGACUGCGUGGUUUUCGAGCAGUGUCCCACAGGCUCACCACAACUUUUGGAUUUUGGAGGGUGGGGCCAUCAAAUGCUGGAGGACAGCAGAUUACCUUUUCAGCCAGGAUGCAACCUGUCCCGAUACUCUGAGGAUAUUUGAGAGCAAGGAUUAUCUCUUGAACAAGGUGACGGUGUUCCACAGCCUAUUUUUGUCUGCCUGUGAAAGGCGGGAGAGUGUGAAAUACGUGUGCAUUGGUCAUUAUGUGCUACCCCCAUCAUGUGUGCAGGACGAGGUUAGAAAGGUGGUUGGCAGGUUGAUUUGGGAGUUUGAAGAUGAGCAAUCAGUUGCCCAGAGUGAAUAUAAGAGCGUCAUAUGUCUGACUGAAGACCUCAGCGAUGGGGGAGGCACCAGAAGCGACUAUGAGCCAUCUGAUACAGACUCAGAGAGUGAACAGUCUCUUUGUGACCAUUGGAGAGGCCCAGUUUCUAAAAUGCUCACAGGAUACGUCAGCGUGGACAAUCUGCAGAAAUACUCUGGUGAUCUUUGGGAUUUCUGCCCCAGACAUGUCCAAUGCUCUACGUGUAAAACUCCCCUGUGUUUGACGUAGAUGUGAACAAACGCACACACAAACACGAAACACUGGCAAUGCAGCGUUGAAGUUUUGUCUUAGUUUUAACAUCAUUGCUGAUCAAUCUGCUGCACACACUUUUUCAGCAUACGAAUGUGUUCAUUCCUGUUAGUAUAUUAUGUAACCAGCCACUUUUCUCAUUAACAUUCAUACAAACACACGGUGUUUAUGGUUGUUUUGUCUUUAUCUGCCCUCACUCUGUGAGCUAACAUUAUUCAAAGUUACUUUUUGAUGAGUAAAUGAACAUUGUAGAGAAUGCAUGAUUGCCUGUAAUGAUCCUCCCGUAUGAUAAGAACUGUGAUUGAACCGAGAGGCCAUUUAACUGCUUUUAGGAGUUUAGAAAAACACUGAAAAACCCUCAAAUUUGUGUGUGAAUUCCAGAUAUUCUGUGUAAAUAUUUUAAAGACCAAACCAAAUGCAGUUCCCACACAAAGCUAACUGUUCAAAUUCAGUUGCCUGUUUUAGGAUUUCCAAGUGUAUUUGGCAGUGUGUGUGUGAAACAUUUUCAAAGUUUCCUCAGUAUAGGGAAACAUUAAAAAGCACAUAGGAAAUUUAGUUUUUGGUAUUUAACUGCGUUGAAUAAUUGUUUUUUAUCACUUUCCUGAUUUAGUUACUGCACUGUGGGGAAGCGGGGAAAUAAGUUGUAAUGCUGCCUUGAUCAGCAACACGGAGCCAAACGUUUUGGGAAUAAACUUACUUUUAA
Menidia menidia (Atlantic silverside) is the source of this 1532-nucleotide messenger RNA. The record is from the annotation of a GenBank genome assembly. Lineage: Eukaryota; Metazoa; Chordata; Actinopteri; Atheriniformes; Atherinopsidae.